Molecule: messenger RNA, 921 nt
Organism: Striga hermonthica
Lineage: Eukaryota; Viridiplantae; Streptophyta; Magnoliopsida; Lamiales; Orobanchaceae
Source: the annotation of a GenBank genome assembly
AUGGCAAGACAUUCCGAGAAAUUCUCGGCAGAUUUCGUCAUGGGAGGGGCCGCAGCCAUAGUGGCCAAAAGCGCUGCAGCCCCAAUCGAGAGAGUGAAGCUUUUGUUGCAGAAUCAAGGAGAGUUGUUGAAGAGAGGACAGCUUCAAAAACCUUAUACCGGCGUCGGUGAUUGUUUCCGGCGGGUCUUCCGGGAAGAGGGGACUUUGUCCUUCUGGAGGGGUAACCAGGCCAAUGUUAUUCGAUAUUUUCCUACUCAGGCAUUUAAUUUUGCAUUUAAAGGUUACUUCAAAAGCCUGUUUGGAUGUUCUAAAGAGAAAGAUGGGUACUUGAAGUGGUUUGCUGGAAAUGUUGCUUCCGGAAGUGCUGCAGGAGCUACCACUUCUUUGUUUCUAUAUCAUUUGGAUUAUGCACGAACUCGUUUGGGCACAGAUGCCAAAAAAUGUCAUAUCAGUGGUAAACGGCAGUUUAAUGGGCUAAUAGAUGUUUACCGUAAGACAUUGUCCAGUGAUGGAAUUGCGGGUCUCUAUCGAGGUUUUGGGGUUUCAAUAUUGGGAAUUACUCUUUACCGUGGAAUGUACUUUGGUAUCUAUGACACCGUGAAACCCAUUGCCUUGGUCGGGCCUCUUCAGGAUAGUUUUAUUGCUAGCUUUUUCUUGGGCUGGAGUGUGACCACUGUUUCUGGGGUAUGUGCCUACCCAUUUGACACCCUACGUCGAAGAAUGAUGCUCACAUCUGGACAGCCCGUGAAGUACGACAGUGCAAUGCACGCAUUCCUUGAAAUCAUUCGAGUAGAAGGUUUUAGAGCUCUGUUUAGAGGGGUCACGGCUAACAUGCUGCUUGGUGUAGCUGGGGCUGGAGUGCUUGCUGGGGAAAUGACACUUAGGAAAGCACUGCAUAUUACAUGCUGCUCGGCUCAAUAG